GGCGUCCCGCCCAGGCCCGGGGCAGUGGUCAAGAGGAGCGGCUCUGCGCCGGUCCAGCCUGCAGGGUCUCGGGAUAUCCCGCCACACACUGCAGCUACCAGAGUGUGCAGGCAGCAAUGAAGUCGCGCGCCGUGCUGCUGCUGCUGGCGACCGCCGCCAUCACACUGCCGGGGGCAGCCGACGGCAAAGUAGCCGCCGUCGCCAACGGUCUGAAAACAGCGCUAGACAUUAUCGGAAAACUGGUGGGCAUUGGGAGCACGCUAUCCAGUCUGACCGACGGCAACAAGCAUCAGGAGCUGCUACGACACUUCGACAACAUCUCUCGGGACCUCAAGAACGAUGUGAAUUUGGUGAUGACGGCGCUGCGAGACUUGGAGUCGGUCGGUCUCCGGGUCAGCUGGGAGCUCACCGUGGAGACGCUGGAAGAGCUGCUGAUGGACGUCAACAGCAACUACGACCGAUUCCUGUUGUAUCAGAGGAACGCCAGCACUGUGGAGAACUCGACGCUGCUGGAUUUCGCCACCAACGCGGUGUCCCACGCUCCUCGAUCGCUACAGACGACAAUGUACAGGCUCCGGGACGUAGUACUGGAGACUCGUACACCCCUGUGGUCUAGCAGGGCAGCACCUUUCGUCACUAAAGGUGGCGGACGGACCACCAUUAGAAAUGGCCGACAAAGGCGAUACACCAUCAAGCAGAGCCUCUUCAGGCAAUUCCAGUCUGUAGUAGAGGCGUCUCGUGGCACGGUGUGCCGGCUGGGGACGUCCCCUCAGCAGAUGGUCUACCACCUCUACCACAUGGUGACCACCGUACUCGCCAGAGACUACGUGAUGACCCAGUUUGCCUAUAUGCUGCUUCGACUCUUUGAUAAAGGCUCGUUUCUGGUCGAGGCACAGCAUUUCACCGACAACUACAAGGCCACCUCUGCCAAACUGGCAGAGGAGGUCAGCCUGGCGCUGCGGCACCUGGACUCGCUGUUCUGGCGCUGCGACCCUGCACCCCACCGGCGCGGCGCCACCUUCGAGGAGGUCACAGCGCUGCUGCAGGGCUACUUGGAGAACGAGUGGUAUCUAAAGAGAAAGUCAGACUGGUCGCGGAGUUGGAUCUGCAACACAGUGUGCUCCGACUUCGACAUCACGAGUUCAAAGGACUCGUACGGCCGUAUCUACGGACGGAAGGACAGCGCACUGGGCAGCUGUAUCGGCACCUCCGAGGUGUGGGGCUUUCAGCACGAGUUCGUGCACUGUUCAACAUGUUUCUGCCUGUGCGAUGAAGACACGGACUCGGCUCGCUACUUCAGCCUGCUGCCCGCAACGGCCGACGUCGCCCAGAACAAGAUCGUCACAGGGGUCAGGCUCGUCAAGCUGGACAACGUGUUCUACAUCCAGCUGGAGCAGGCUGAGGCCGCUGCGGAUGGGUACGUCAACUCGUCCACCACCCAGUGGCAGCCGAUCGAGCGGCGCAUCGACACCAACCGGGACGAGGAAGGUCGCGACUACGUGCGGCUCUCCUACUCCCAGCGCAGUGUGCUGCUGCAGGAGCUGCGAGGACAGGAGAACCAGGUGCUUACCGGCGCGGCCUUCCACAUGGUCGGCGGCCAUCUGACCGUCCGCGCUCAGGUGACCAACAUCUCCGAGACGGGCGCGCUCGUGGCCUCCUCCAGCGGCUGGCUGGAGGGCCGCCGGCCGGCCGCCGGCGUGCCCCGGCUCAAACUGCGCUCAGGACCCGUGCCGUCCACCCACUCGGCGGCGCCCAGCUGGCCCGACAGCCGGCCCGGCAUGCACACUGUCCAAUUCGAGGCCAGCAACCUGGACGCGGACGCGGCGCAGUCGACGCUGCCGUUCCUGGACACUCAGCCGGUGGCGCCGCGGCCGGCCGGCUGGCUCUCGGGACUCGGACUGUACCACAAGGGCAACACGGCCGGCGGCUACGGCGGCUACCUGGGCCUCAGCGUCCGAGGGCCGACAUUCGGGUGAUCGGUCCGGGAAGCGAACAACUGGGACUGUGUGACCGGCCGGCAGACUGGGUGCCAUCGGCGGGUCCGAAUACAGAGAUAGGCACAGAGACAGAGACAGAGACAUACAGAGUUAGACAGAUGGAGACGAUGAAGACAGAGACAGAUACAGAGUAAGAGACAGAGUUAGAGACAAAAGGAGACAGAGACGAAGACAGAGACAGACAGAGACAGAGACAGAGACAGACAGAGACAGAGACAGAGACAGAGUUAGAGAUAGAGACGAAGACAGAGACAUAGUUAGAGACGGAGACGGUGACCACUCGCGCUAGUCCCCAAACCCAGUGAAUUAUAGCCAAUAUGCAUGUAUCCGUCGCGAACAAUUAGACUUUUCGGGUCUUCUUGGAACCUCCCCAGCCAUUUCUCCGGUCUGUCACGUGCGCUACUGAAAGUAACCGCUUUUUCCUGUCGCUCUAAUAUCCUCAAGACAGCCAAAUGCUCUACACCUCACAGCCAUUGGUCUGGACGAUCACAUUCAUUCGACGUGGGUAGCUCACCAGGAGCAGGACCACGUGCGAUGGGGUAACCGUUAGCGGGGCUGGGUGGCAUGUCCAAGUGACAGGCUCAGCCCCAGCGGUGCACCAGGGUGCCCGCCGAGACCAAUGUCUCCAAUCCCAAUUCCUCCUAUCAUCCUUCCGAUACUGGAAUGUCUCAUUUGACCGAAUGUGCCUAGCCCUUCAAAGAAAAAUAACAGACGGUUUUAACCCUCUUCAGCCUAGGUUAACCUGCAUUUAGCCGAUAUCAAUUGACGUUAACCGAUGUUAACCACGAUGUUUGCCGAUAUUAGUCGAUAUCAAUCGAUGCUAUCCCCAUUUUUAAGAUGAUAGCUGAACCAUUGUUAAAACCCUCGCCGGCACAGGCUAUUUUGCGUCCAUCGACGGCACAAGGGGGAUUGGUACGACCCCUCCUCUUGCGUUUGGCCCCUGAUCGAGCUAGAGCUUCGCGAAAAAAACGAGCGUGUUGCCCGUGACGAGAGGAAGCCGAUGAUACCCGAUUUUAAGGUCCUAGGUCAUCGGUCGACCUUCUAGGUCAGGUCAAUGACCCAAAAGUCUGGAAAAUCGGGGCCUAUUAGAACGUAAAGUGUGGCUGCUACGUGCUUUCUGGGUAAUGAUCACGAAUAUCAUUUAGUUUUAAUUACAGAUGAUGUCUUUAUGCAUUUAGGCCAGGUCGGGUCAGGUCAGGUCAGGUCAACCAGUAGGGGUCCUGCCGGCUAUACAUAGUAGGUGUCAACUACCACUGACGGCGACGUAACAUGUUAAGAAGGCACAAAAACUACUUCGUAAAUGUUCAAAUGGUUGCUAAAUUCGAAUUCAGCUCCAAAAACUGGCCUAGAAACAUGUAAAACUCGAAAAGUGGACCGAGGUCACCAAAGGUCAAUGACCUGACCUGACCUUCAGGACUCAGGUGACCUUGACAUCCACCCUCAUGCAUGGGAGCAGCAUCAAAUCACAUAUUUGAACGCUUGAAACCACGAAAAGACUGCAAAUGCGCGGAUGCGAGCCGAUAUACGCCGAAUCGCGAUUCCGGCAAAACAUGGUCUCGGAAAAUAGGUCACAGGUCAAAGGUCAUUUGGGUCAGGGUCAUGAAAUUUUUAUGGUUGGUGUAAAAUUGAUCAACGCGAGGGUGUUAAUAGUUUUGUCGCGAUCAGUCGCUUUUUACGCGAGUUAUUUGCGAAAAACCUUAGGGGAUUGCACUAAUCCUCCCCCCCCCCCCCCCCUGUGCCGGCGAUGUUUACUGACAGCCGAUUUGAAGCGAUAUUUGCCCAUGUUAGCCAAUAUUAACCGAUGCUUACCGAUGCUUGCUAAUAUUGAAUGGUGGUAACCGAUGUUUGAGGAGGUGCAUGGAAAUAUACCUAUCAUUUUUAA
Messenger RNA from Amphibalanus amphitrite, 3879 nucleotides. RefSeq lists its product as uncharacterized. Bases 117 to 1976 code for a protein of 619 amino acids. The transcript has 13 exons. The record is from RefSeq and is a predicted model, not a curated record. Lineage: Eukaryota; Metazoa; Arthropoda; Thecostraca; Balanomorpha; Balanidae.